Molecule: messenger RNA, 337 nt
Organism: Hippopotamus amphibius kiboko
Lineage: Eukaryota; Metazoa; Chordata; Mammalia; Artiodactyla; Hippopotamidae
Product: nuclear transport factor 2-like
Exons: 1
Coding region: 2-337 (111 amino acids)
Biological process (GO): protein import into nucleus
Cellular component (GO): nuclear pore central transport channel
Source: RefSeq, a predicted model, not a curated record
AAUGGGAGACAAGCCAAUUUGGGAGCAGAUUGGAUCCAGCUUCAUUCAACAUUACUACCAGUUAUUUGAUAACGACAGAACCCAACUAGGCGCAAUUUAUAUUGACGCAUCAUGCCUUACGUGGGAAGGACAGCAGUUCCAGGGGAAAGCUGCCAUUGUGGAGAAAUUGUCUAGCCUUCUGUUCCAAAAAAUCCAGCACAGCAUCACCACGCAGGACCAUCAGCCCACGCCGGAUAGCUGCAUCAUCAGCAUGGUUGUGGGCCAGCUCAAGGCUGAUAAAGUCCCCAUCAUGGGGUUCCACCAGAUGUUCCUAUUAAAGAACAUCAACGAUGCUUGA